AUGGGUGCAAGGACUAUAGGCGGUGAUGUGAGAGCAGCAAAUAGCAUAGGUGAUGAGCCUAUUUUGCUUUUUGAUCUUGAAAUUGAAAAAACUAUUCGCAGAAACAGAGCAAAGAAUAGAACAGUGGGUGAAAAUCCAAGAAUAACGCUUCGAGACUACUUCACUCCCUCAACAAACAUUACUACCAGCAUAGUUAACCCACCUGUGGAAGCUAACAAUUUUGAACUCAAACCAGGUUUAAUUCAAAUGGUUCAAAAUUCCACUAUGUUUAGGGGUGCACUGACUAAAGACCCAAACGCCCAUCUGAAGAAUUUUGUAAGAGUUUCAGACUCAAUAAAGUGUAAUGGCGUCACACCAGAAGCCAUUAGAAUGCAACUAUUUCCAUGGUCAUUGGCCGACAAGGCAACUACUUGGUUAGACUCGUUGCCGGAUGAGUCCAUCACUACAUGGGAUGGAGUGAAACAAAAAUUCUUGAAUAAAUACUUCCCUCCCGGAAAGGAUGCCAAGAUUCAAGCUGAAAUCACUAACUUUUCUCAAUUUGAAGAAGCAUGGGAAAGACUUCAAGACAAGCUCCGAAGUUGUCCUCACCAUGGAUUUGAGAAGUGGCAAAUACUUGAAAUUUUGUACAACGGAUUGUCAUCUCAGAAUAGAAGAGUUAUUGAUUCAGCUUGUGGGGGCUCUAUUCUAAAUAAAGAGCCAGCGGAAGUGUAUAAUUUAGUUGCAGAGAUAACGGCUGAUAGUGCUCAGUGGGCUACAAAUGACAGACACUUUAAGAAACCAGCUGGGAUGUAUAAGGUGAAUGUUGAAACCAACUUUGACAUAAAUCUAGAUGCCAUUUCUAAACAAAUUGAAACACUGAUGAAGGCACAAGUUCAACCUGCUCCCAUAGCUCACUCAAUCGAUGACGGCCUAAGUGAAGAAGCUAACUUUCUCGGCCAAAAGAAAAGUGAGUUGAGGUCUGGCAUGCAAGAUUCUUUUGUUAGAUACAUGGAGAAGGUAGGACAUCCUUGCAUGGGUGUAUUAUCUAACUAUAUGAAUAAAACUGAUGAAAGACUCCAAUCCAUUGAAGAUUUGAUAAAAGCACAAGGUCAACGAGCUCCAUCAACCGAAGAGGUCAAUUAUAUUCAUAAUCCAAACAGAGGCCAGAAUGAUCCUUAUUCAAACACGUACAACCAAGUGCAAGAGGAGAAAAAGUUAGAAGCCAAUGAUGUUUUAGUCCAGUUUAUGGAACAGACAAAUGAAAAAUUUGGAACCUUGGAGGGUCAUAUAUCAAGUAUCCUUACCUUGUUAUCUCAAAGGACUCAAGGAUCACUACCUACUCAAACCGAGCCUAAUCCAAAGGAGAAGAAUGAGCAUUGCAAGGUUGUCACUCUUAGAAGCGGCAAAGAGCUAAAUCAAGAAAACAAUCAAGAUGGUCAGGCACUCGUGCAAGAAAAAGAAGCUCUUACUGAAGGGAGCACUUCCAAAGAUCAACACCAUGGAAAGAAUAAAGAUGAGCAAGUGAAGGUAAGUGUUCCUUUUCCUCAAAGACUUAGAAAUGACCAACAUGAUAAGCAAUUUGCUAGAUUUCUUGAAAUUUUUAGGAAAUUGCAUAUUAACAUUCCUUUUGCUGAAGCUAUUUCUCAAAUGCCUAAAUAUGCUAAGUUUUUAAAAGAUAUUAUUUCAAACAAAAAGAAGUUAGAAGGCUUUGAGACAGUUAAGCUUAAUGAGGAAUGUUCUGAUAUAGUUUUAAAGAAAUUACCACCUAAGCUUAAGGAUCCCGGUAGUUUUAAUAUUCCUUGUACAAUUGGUAGCUCUCAUUUUGAAAAGGCAUUGUGUGAUUUAGGAGCAAAUUUUGUGGUAUUGGACAUGGAAGAGGAUGAGGAAGUUCCAAUAUUUAUGGGACGACCUUUCUUAGCCACCGGCGACGCAAUAAUUGAAGUUAAAAAAGGAAAAUUGACCUUGAAAUUAGGAGAUGAAAAAGUUAUAUUUCAAGUUUUUAAUUCAUUGAAAAAUCCUUCCUCAUUUGCUUCAUGUAAUUUUGUUCAAACCAAAGAUAUUAAUGAUAUGAUUACUUCUGACGUUUUCGAUGAUUUUAGGGUGCAAGAUCCUCUAGAAAAAGUACUAACCUUGCAGGGACUUGGUACGAUAGAAGGCGGUGAGGAAGAGGAGUUCUUAAAUUUUUUGCAGGCUCGCCUCCCCCCAAAGAAUUAG
Molecule: messenger RNA, 2193 nt
Organism: Vicia villosa (hairy vetch)
Lineage: Eukaryota; Viridiplantae; Streptophyta; Magnoliopsida; Fabales; Fabaceae
Exons: 4
Coding region: 1-2193 (730 amino acids)
Source: RefSeq, a predicted model, not a curated record